Molecule: messenger RNA, 555 nt
Organism: Hydatigera taeniaeformis
Lineage: Eukaryota; Metazoa; Platyhelminthes; Cestoda; Cyclophyllidea; Taeniidae
Source: the annotation of a GenBank genome assembly
AUGAAGCGUCCAAAGGAUGAUUCUGACGUUUCUGCCUUAUCGGAGGAUGAUGAUUAUGUACCAUAUGUACCGCUAAAAGAGAGGCGAAAGCAAAAGCUUUACGCAGUACGUCAGGCCCUCGGUAAUUUGGCCUACUCAGAACCCACAGAGUCAGAUCAUGAAGAGGCUGCGAUAGUAACUGAAAAUAUAGCCGAGAAGAAGACGCCUGACGGUCCUGUUUUGCCCUCCACCACCUUGGGACAAACCAAUGGGGAAGCGGAUGGACAGGAGACUGCUGGUCCUAAGGCCAAGGGGAGCCUUUUUGACACUAUGUGGGAACUAAAGAAACAAGCUGAGGAAAAGCGGGAGACAGAACGCGACAAGAAGUUGAAGGAGGAGGCUCUCAUCCUCAAUAGUGUCACCGAGAAGACCGCCCUCAAAGGUGUGGGGGAAAUUGCUAUGGGCAUCCACUAUGACAAGCCCAUCCAAACUGGCAAGGCUGGUUUAAAGCCUAUGAGAUUUGAAUUGGACGCCAUAGGAGGUGGUCAAAUGGACCAACAAGAGUGGCAUGAGUAA